UGCAAAUCUCAUUCCAGAUAUUGUUACCUGAUCCGCUGGAAAAAUGUUGGAUUUUUAUCCGACGAGUUCUUCAACAUGUUCCUGCUUCGCGCCAAUAAUAUGAUUGCGUUAUUCAAUACAAGUGUGGCUCUCUAUAUUGAUGGUUUGUUCUUCCCAUACUAUUGGAUUUGCUCGGGUCAGAUGCCAAGAAUGGUUGUGCACAAGUUAACCCUUCUGUACAAAGUGAUCUUAGGUUGUGGAGUGGCAUUGGAUUGUUUCAGCAUUUUCAAAACCAUCGCCCUCAAACGGGCGGAUCGGAAGCGGGACAAUUUGGCAAUGGUCAAAAAAGCUUCUCACAUCCCAAACUCUCGACGAGUGACAAUGAUUCCUAGCCGGGGGAUCCUUAUUGGCAUUGCGUUGUUUUUUUCGUCUGGUGUUCCGUUUUUUGUCUUCACCUCCAACUUGGAAUUGAUCAUCAACUACCCGGUUGGAUUAUUGCUGGGUCUUGUUCUGCCGCAAUUUGUCAUCUCAACUCUGCUGCCUGUAAUUGGCUACAUCUACAACAAAGAGAUGAGGGAGCACAACUGGCGGCACUUUAAAGCCGAGCUCAGAAACAGAGGACUCAUUCAUUAGGAGAGAAGAGCAUGUAUAGAUUAAUGCGCAGUUUGAUAUCUUUAUCAGAUUUAUUUUUUAUCUGUAUUGUAUAUCAAUAAGCCAAAAUGGACGGGUUUUAUUGUCUGUGACCAAGUCUUAUUGAAAUAAAACUGAUGGUAAUACUUAAA
Messenger RNA from Tigriopus californicus, 761 nucleotides. RefSeq lists its product as uncharacterized. Lineage: Eukaryota; Metazoa; Arthropoda; Copepoda; Harpacticoida; Harpacticidae. The transcript has 2 exons. The coding region runs from base 76 to 612 and encodes 178 amino acids. The record is from RefSeq and is a predicted model, not a curated record.